Molecule: messenger RNA, 474 nt
Organism: Paramecium sonneborni
Lineage: Eukaryota; Ciliophora; Oligohymenophorea; Peniculida; Parameciidae
Source: the annotation of a GenBank genome assembly
AUGUAAUUUAAUCCAUUAAAAACACCAAUCUAUUUUGAUAAUAUUUCAACUGUCCAAACUUAUGCUAGAUAAAAUCACUUGUUACUGUAUAUUUUUAAAAAUACUAUUUAUGAUCUCUCAGAAUUUGCUUAUAUUCAUCCUGGAGGACUAGAAGAAAUUUCUUAAUACGCAAAUACAGACAUUUCUAAAAUAAUUUUCAAUCCUAAAAUUCAUAAGCAUUAACCUUUGAUGCUAUUUAAAAUUUCUAAAUUUAUAGUGGGAUAUAUUUAAGAGCAAAAAUAAAAAACCUUACUGAAAUCGAAAUCUUCCUAAUAAUUACUCCAAUAAACAAGAAAGAAUUUACUAUCUGCUGCAGAUCCUGAUUAUUUAGCUGUUCCUGAAGAUUGUUGUAUUGAAUAAGUUAGAAGUAUCAAAACUCAUAGAAGAAUUUAUCAUUCUGAUGAAUAGAUAAAAAAGAAUAUAUGAAUAUAUAUC